Molecule: messenger RNA, 570 nt
Organism: Staurois parvus
Lineage: Eukaryota; Metazoa; Chordata; Amphibia; Anura; Ranidae
Source: the annotation of a GenBank genome assembly
AUGGGGUAUGGUGGCGAUCAGGAUGCUGGUAUGGGGUAUGGGGUGAUCAGGGUGCUGGUAUGGGGUAUGGUGGCAAUCAGGAUGCUGGUAUGAGGUAUGGCAGUGAUCAGGAUGCUGGUAUGAGGUAUGGCAGUGAUCAGGACACUGGUAUGGGGUAUGGUGGCGAUCAGGAUGCUGGUAUGAGGUAUGGCAGUGAUCAGGGUGCUGGUAUGGGGUAUAGCGGUGAUCAGGACACUGGUAUGGGGUAUGGCAGUGUUCAGGAUGCUGGUAUGGGGUAUGGUGGUGAUCAGGACACUGGUAUGGGGUAUGGUGGUGAUCAGGAUACUGGUUUGGGAUAUGGCAGUGAUCGGGAUGCUGGUAUGGGGUGAUCAGGAUGCUGGUAUGAGGUGAUCAGGAUACUGGUUUGGGAUAUGGCAGUGAUCAGGACAUUAGCAUGAGGUAUGGAAGUAAUCAGGAUGCUGGUAAGGGGUGAUCAAAACAUACAAUGGAGGAAUAGCAUGGAGAGAAAUGAAGGCAUGAGUAGAAAGAAGGAUUAACUUGGGAUCUGAAGGUAAUCCUGUGGGAUGUUUU